Molecule: messenger RNA, 1487 nt
Organism: Dermochelys coriacea (leatherback sea turtle)
Lineage: Eukaryota; Metazoa; Chordata; Testudines; Dermochelyidae
Gene: MAL2
Product: mal, T cell differentiation protein 2
Exons: 4
Coding region: 165-692 (175 amino acids)
Biological process (GO): myelination
Cellular component (GO): membrane
Molecular function (GO): structural constituent of myelin sheath
Source: RefSeq, a predicted model, not a curated record
CGGGCGGCGCGCGAAGCAGCCCCGGGGCUGGGGACUGGGCGGCGCCCGGCGCAGGAGCCGCCUCCGUGCUUGGCGGUGGCACACACGCUUCCUGCACCUGCUCUGGGCGUAGCCUCCCUGCGACCACGUCAGGGCCAGCAGAGCUCGGCUCUCCCCGCGGCAGCAUGUCGGCCAGGGGGGGCUCCAUGCCGCCGCCGCCGCCCAACCCCACCGCCUACUUCCCCGCGCCCAGGAUCACGCUGCCCGUCGGCUUGGACAUGCUGCGCACCUACUCGGGAGCCUUCAUCUGCCUGGAGAUUCUGUUUGGAGCACUUGUCUGGAUUUUGAUAGCUGCUACUAGAGUUCCACUGCCUCUGCUGCAGGGAUGGGUGAUGUUUGUGUCAGUGACUGCUUGUUUUUUGUCCAUCCUCUUCCUGGGCGUGUUCCUUUUUAGUUAUACACAUAGAAUUGCUGUGGACUGGAACCAGAUGGAUUUUCUUUUCCAUGCAGCUACUUUUGUCUUUUAUUUUGGAGCCUUUUUAUUGCAAGCAGCAACAACAUCUCUACAUAAUUAUCAACUUCUAUCAAAUGACAGUAUGUUGCUAAGCAAUCGAGACUAUAACAUAAGCAUAGCAGCCUCAAUUUUUGCCUUUGCAACAACCAUUUGUUAUGGUUGUAGCACAGCCCUUGCUUUAAGAAGAUGGAAACUAUAGCACUUGAAGAGGUUAAUGGUUCAGCAUUCUAGUUUAGUUUGUGUAAUUGUGUAUAAGAUCAAAUUAAAUGCCACUUGUCUUUCAAACUAUAACGGAAUUCCAAAAGGCUUUUAUGUAUAAAUUCUAUUUUAAAAAUGCAGAUAAGCUCAUAUCAGAAUUACUUUAAUUGAAAUAAUCUGUGAUUGUUUUUUUACUUUUAUUAUAUGCUAAUUAGAAGCAUUAUUCUACUAUCUAUAUAGUAUUAUACAGUUUAGUGAGAAAUAGAUGCAUCAUUAGCAGACAACUGAAUUUUGGUGCUAAACAAUUAGGAGAGAGGAAGUGGAAGGUAAACAAACAUGUUAUAUGCACAGGCAGCUACAAGUUGCAAUGCUUACGGUUACUUAUUAUUAAAAGCCCCACUUCUGCCAUAAGCUCCAAGUAGGCAGAAUCCUGGGUCUCUGCACAGAUUCAAGCAUCUGCCACACAGUGCUCCUUGCAGGAUGAGGGCCUACCUUGACUUUUGUGAGAUUACCUUAAUAUUUUUAAAAGCAAAACUUAAAGAAAAACUAUUUUAGUUUCCUUCCAGUACAAUCUUGUGAAAUACUUUACAGUAUUUCUGGCAGUGAUGAUCUGAUCUUUUCUAUAAUUGUGUUGUAUUCCUUAGUAAAUACAAAUUGUUUAGUACUAUUGUUCUGUAGUUUCCUAUAUUCACAGAUUUAGUUCUGUCAAGUCUGUUUAUAUUGCAAAAUGUAAACAGUGUGUUUGUGUUGUGUAUAUCUGGUAUGUUUUGGUUUAAAACAAAGUAUUUGAACUGUU